Aspergillus steynii IBT 23096 is the source of this 4430-nucleotide messenger RNA. Its product is annotated as putative ABC multidrug transporter. The record is from RefSeq and is a predicted model, not a curated record. Lineage: Eukaryota; Fungi; Ascomycota; Eurotiomycetes; Eurotiales; Aspergillaceae. Bases 33 to 4430 code for a protein of 1465 amino acids. Gene Ontology annotation, biological process: transmembrane transport. Gene Ontology annotation, molecular function: ATP hydrolysis activity; ATP binding; ABC-type transporter activity. The transcript is spliced from 4 exons. Gene Ontology annotation, cellular component: membrane.
CCAACGAGCAGAGACUGGUGAGCUGUUUCGAAAUGCCCUUCACCCAUGGGGAGGGCGACCUGCUCCAUCUUAACCAGGAACAGUUUGAUUUCAAUCUUCAAUUCGAAAGCCUCUUCUUCUCGAUCCUCCCCUCCAUCCUGUUCAUUCCAUCAUCGCUAUGGCGAGCUCAAUCGCAGAUACGAAAGCCCGUCGUGGUGAAGGCGCCUGUCCUGCAAUUCAUGAAAACAGGCGCCAUAAUUAUCUACGCCGGCUUAGAACUGACCCUUCUGAUACUGGCUGUGAUCGGGUCCUUCCAUGCCAGCCGCAUGUUUAUCGCGUCCUCCACCCUGCAGCUUGUAUCGGCCCUUUUCAUGCUGGCCGUAAGUGUCGUGGAUCACAGCCGCAGCCCUAGACCAUCGAUGCUGCUGAACAGCUACUUAUUUCUCACUCUUCUCCUCGAUAUCGCCCGAGCAAGGACUCUAUUCCUAUCCUCAGAUUUUAAUUCCGAAAUCGUAUACAGCAGUAUUUUCUGUGCAUCGGUCGGGCUGAAGACGACCAUAUUGUUAUUGGAGGCCUGCCAAAAGGCGAGAUGGCUAACCUGGGACGCAACAAAACACAGCCCCGAGGAGACGAGUGGGAUUUUCUCGCUCGGCGUCUUCCUCUGGCUGAAUAGGCUCUUCAUGGCUGGAUAUAAACAUGUCUUGACAAUGGACAGCCUCUACCCCCUCGACAGCACCUUCGACGCACAGGCCCUGCAUGAGAAAUUUGCGAAGAACAUGGACUACGCCCAGCUGAAGGGGGACCGGUUCGGUCUUCUGAAGGUGCUCGUACGGACAUUACAGGGGUCACUACUCCUGCCUAUUCUUCCGCGGGCGGCUUUGAUUGUCUUUUAUUUCUGCCGGCCCCUUUUCAUCGAGAGUCUCAUCACGCAUCUGUCUCGUUCAGAGCCAGAUCCAAACGCGGGAUAUGGGCUCAUCGGCGCUGCCGUAUUCAUCUACUCUGGGAUUGGGAUUUCGUAUGCAUUGUAUUGGUACUGCCAUCACCGACUGCGGACGAUGGUGCGCUCCAUCCUAGUCACCGAGACCUUCGCAGCCGCCACAAGAGUCCGACUGGGAUCGGGCGAUGAUAACGCUGCGCUGACCUUGAUGAGCACCGACAUGGAGCGCAUCAGAAUGGGUCUGCGCUUCGUGCACGAGACAUGGGCGAGCAUGAUUCAGGCCGGUCUCGCCGCUUGGAUGCUCUAUCGGCAACUCGGUGUCGUGCUAGUUGCCCCCGUAGGGGUGGUGGUGGUCUGCUUCGUUGGCUUGGGUAUCCUAGUCAACUUCACCGGCGACUCGCAGCGAGCCUGGAUGUCCGGGGUGCAGAAACGGGUCGGGCUGACAGCCACCGUCAUCGCCAGCAUGAAAUCCCUCAAAAUCUCGGGUCUAGCGGCCCCCGUGACCGAAUACGUGCAGCAGCUGCGCAGCGACGAACUCGCCGCUGGAGCCCGGUUCCGCAGGAUCAUGAUCAUCGCCGCCGUCUUCGCCUUCCUGCCGCAGUUGAUCAGCCCUCCGUUGACCUUCGCGUUUGCUCAGAGCCCGCUGAAUGCCUCGACCAUGUUUACCAGUCUUUCGUUCCUGACCCUGUUGACUCAACCACUGUCGCAGCUUUUCCAAUCCGUUCCGGAGCUCGUUUCGGGCUUGGCCUGCUUAGGUCGGAUUCAGGCAUUUUUGGAACUGGAGCCUCAUCAGGACUACCGGCAGCCUUUGGUAAGGAGCGAGAAGGGAUUAAACCGGUUGGUCCCGGACCCUGCGGACUGCAUCGUCAUCCAAGACGCGAACUUCGGGUGGAAAGCAGACAAGUUCGUCCUGCACAAUAUCAACACUCGAAUCCCCGCGUCGUCCCUGACGAUGGUCAUCGGCCCCGUCGGCUCAGGUAAAUCAACCUUCUGCAAAGCUCUCCUCGGUGAGAUUCCCUUCAGCGAAGGCAGCGUCGUGACGAGCACUUCCUUCCGUCACAUCGGCUUCUGCGAGCAAACCGCCUUUCUUUGGAACGGGACGGUCAAGGAAAACAUCGUUGGAUUCUCCCCCUUCGACCGCCAGCGAUAUGACCAGGUCAUUGAAGCCACUUCCCUGCGCUUUGACCUUGCAACCCUAUCUCAGGGAGACCAGACGAAAAUUGGGUCCGAUGGCGUGGCGCUUUCCGGAGGGCAGAAGCAGCGUCUGUCUCUUGCGCGGGCACUGUGCCUGCCUGCGGACUUGUUGAUCCUUGACGAUGUGUUUAGCGGGUUGGAUGCAGAUACCGAAGAACGAAGGGGGUCGACGGUGGUUCUGUGCACGCAUAGUGUUAGGCAUCUCCCAGCGGCGGAUUACAUCGUCGCGCUUGAACACAGCCGCGUUGCAGAGCAGGGCACUUUUGUCGAUCUGUCGACCCGUCCGGGAUAUGUUCAGCGUCUGGAGGUGGGACUCAAGCAGGAAGGCGAAAAUGCUGCGACUGAGCCUGGCCCUUCCCCGGGCCAGCAGGGCGAGACUGGCACCGGCGAGAAACUCGAACCAGCGAACGAUAUCAGCCCAAUGGCCCCAGCAGUGGCCGCAGCCCGGCAGGUCGGGGACACCACCGUCUAUAAGCUUUAUAUCAAGAGCAUGGGAUGGUUUGUGGCGGCUUGUAGUUUGUUCUUCGCGGCCCUCUGGGGUCUCUUCACCAACUAUCCAACCGUUUGGCUCACGUCCUGGAGCGACGCCACCGAGUCUGAGCAUCGCGCGCACUCCGACGCCUACUACGCCGGCAUCUACGCCCUCCUCCAGAUCUGCGCCAUCAUCGCCCUGCUCCUCCUAGGAAUCACGCUCUUCAUCGUCUCGGUGAAGAAAGCCGGCGCCAAUCUCCACCAGCAAGCCCUACACACCCUGAUUCGGGCACCACUCUCCUUCUUCGCCACCACCGACACCGGAGUCGUCACGAAUCUAUUCUCCCAGGAUCUCAAUCUGAUCGACACCGAACUCCCCGAGGCAACGCUCAACACCCUCUUCUGCGUAUUCCAGUCGAUCGGCCAGGCCGCCGUGAUGCUGACCUCCUCCGUCUACCUUGCAAUCAGCUACCCAAUCCUGGGUGUACUGCUAUACCUCGUGCAGAAGUACUACCUCCGCACGUCGCGGCAGCUGCGAUUACUCGACCUCGAGGCCAAAAGCCCCCUCUACACGCAUUUCCUAGAUACGCUCAAGGGCAUCGCCACUCUGAGAGCGUUCGGGUUCAUCCACGACGAUGUACAGAAGAACGCCCGACUGGUGGACUCCAGCCAACGCGCCGCGUAUCUCCUCCUCAUGAUCCAGGAAUGGCUGAAUCUGGUCCUGAACCUCGUCGUGAUGGUCAUUGCGGCCGUCUUGACGACGCUUGCUGUCCGUCUGAACUCCAGCUCGGCCUUCGCCGGUGCGUCGAUGUACUCGCUCAUGACCUUCGCGGAGAGUCUCUCCGGGAUUGUCAUCUACUACACGAGGCUGGAGACCUCGAUCGGCGCCAUCGCUCGACUGAAAACCUUCAACGAUACCGUCAUGCCCGAGGAUCACGGAGGUCCAGGGGAGGAGGACAUCACGCCGGAGGAGAGCUGGCCGCAUCACGGGCUGGUCGAGUUACGCGGCGUAUCUGCCCGGUACAGAUCCACUGAGCCUGCAUCUGACACCGACGCCGACUCUGAUUCCAUCUCCCCUCUGGCCCUCAAAAACAUUCGUCUCAUCAUCCAACCGGGCGAGAAGGUCGCCAUCUGCGGCCGCACGGGGAGCGGCAAAUCCAGCUUUCUCGCUCUCCUGCUGAAACUCCUGGAUCCGCUCCCCUCAUCACACAAUAGCAAUGAGCAAGACCAUAACGAAGAACCCCCGGUUAUAAUCGACAGCAUCCCCCUGCACCGCAUCCACCGCGCAACGCUCCGCCAACGCCUCAUCGCUGUGCCCCAGGACCCCGUCUUCCUCCCCGACGGCUCGUCCUUCCGCGCGAACCUCGACCCCUCUAACGCCGCCACCGCGGCAGAGUGCCAGAAAGUUCUCGAGGCCGUGCGUUUAUGGCCGUUCGUCCAGGACCACAAUGGUCUGCAGGCCCCGGUUCCGACGGGAACGUUUAGCGCCGGGCAGAGGCAGCUCUUCUCGUUGGGACGGGCGGUGCUGAGAGCGAUGAUCCGUCGGCGGUCAACUCCUUCCCUUCACCCUGACGGGUCCGUACGUGAAGAUCGAGGGGGCAUUCUCCUCCUAGACGAAGUAAGCUCCAGCGUAGACCGGGAGACCGAGCGGCUGAUGCAGGAGAUCAUCCGGGAAGAGUUCCGGCGGUAUACGAUCAUUGCGGUGAGGCAUCGGCUGGAGAUGAUUAUGGAUUUUGAUCGGGUGGUGGUGAUGGAUCGGGGGGAGGUGGUGGAGAUGGGGAAUCCGGGGGUCUUGAGAGGGUUAGAGGGGAGCCGGUUUGGCGAGUUGGUGGCCGCCGCUGGGGCGUAG